AUCUCCAUCACCCUCGCAAAACACAGAUUUUUUUCGAUAAGGACCGAUGUGAAUUCUCACUAAUGCCCCUCCCUAUAAGGAUCUUAUUGACUUUUCACUCGAGGAACAUAAUUUUUUUCUUUUCAAUUUUACUAUUUUUUAGUUGAAAAAACAAAACCCUAACCUCUUCAUCCCUUUUCCGAUGUACGGAUCCGAGAAUAACCGCGAAGACUCGGAGCGAACGGCGUUCAGAAGAGCAGAGAAGAAGUACAAGCUCUACUACGACAACAAUGCUUCUUCCAAGAACAAAAAAAAAAAACAACCAAAAUCCGUUGACCUAACGGAGGUCCUUGACUUCAGAUCCAUUCUACAAUGCCAUCUUCAAAACGGUGCGCUUCCUCCGGGUGUUAUCGUUCUUCACGACAAAUUCACUUCACCAGUUUUUUCCUUGCAAAAUCACCCAGGGUUUUAUUUUAUUCCUGGGGCAUUAAACGUAGAGAAACAAUGUAGUUUGAUAAGGGAGAGUUUGGUUGAUUUUCCGCAGCCACCUAACAGAACAAAUCACAAUGCCAUGUAUGGUCCUGUUCAGGAUGUGUUUGUUGCGGCCAAGGAAGGGAAGGUCUUGGUUGAAGACAACUCUGACUCUCCAAAAGGAUGGAAGUUUACUACUGAAAAGGAUGCGUCGUUGAGGAAGUGCAGAUCGGUUUCUGGUUCUGCGUUGCUUCGGAAGUUGCGGUGGAGCACCCUUGGCCUACAAUUUGAUUGGUCCAAGCGGAAUUACGAAGUGUCUCUCCCACAUAACAAAAUCCCUGAUGCACUGUGUGAGCUUGCCAAACAACUGGCAAAGCCUGCUUUGCCUGCUGGUGUUGAAUUCAGGCCUGAAGGUGCAAUAGUGAAUUACUUUGGCUUAGGGGACACACUGGGUGGCCACCUUGAUGACAUGGAAGCAGAUUGGAGCAAGCCUAUAGUUAGUUUAAGUCUGGGCUGCAAAGCUAUAUUUCUUUUGGGAGGAAAAUCCAGAGAGGAUACGCCCCUGGCAAUGUUCCUUCGAAGUGGCGAUGUUGUUCUUAUGGCUCGAGAUGCAAGGGAAUGCUUUCAUGGGGUUCCUCGGAUCUUCACAGAUAAAGAAAAUGCUGAAAUAGGCCAUCUUGAGACACAGCUGACGCAUGAAGAUGAUCUUUGUUUCUUAAAAUACAUUCAAACUUCUAGAAUCAACAUCAAUAUCAGACAAGUUUUUUGAGUAGUAUUUUCUUUUCUUUCAAAGAGAAAUUUUGUUUAACUAGCUCAUGAAACAAAAAAUGAUGUAUCAUUUUUACUAAACGUGAUUAUUGAUUCAGUUCUAUUUUAUAUGACAAGUGAGUCUAAUCCAGCAAAC
Cajanus cajan (pigeon pea) is the source of this 1354-nucleotide messenger RNA. Its product is annotated as oxidoreductase, 2OG-Fe(II) oxygenase family protein. NCBI's taxonomy places the organism in Eukaryota, Viridiplantae, Streptophyta, Magnoliopsida, Fabales, Fabaceae. Gene Ontology annotation, biological process: oxidative RNA demethylation. Gene Ontology annotation, cellular component: cytoplasm. Gene Ontology annotation, molecular function: ferrous iron binding; oxidative RNA demethylase activity; broad specificity oxidative DNA demethylase activity. The record is from RefSeq and is a predicted model, not a curated record.